GCGACGUCAGCCGUGACGAAUGCGGAAGCCCCGGUAAACAAUAACAACGAAGCGAAAAGGAAAGGAAAUAAAAAUGAAAAAGAUUGAUAUUUCGCUGAAAAUGAUGAGGACAGUGAUACUGCCGGAACCCAGACAUUACUGCCUUUAAACUGGGCGGACUGUACUGGUUCUGCAGGGCAGAUAAGAGAGACUGUAGCAGUGCAGCCGAGGGGCUCGAGCAGCAGCGGAUAAGAUGCAUUGCUCUGCAGGUGACAAGUGUCUGCAGCAGCAUGUGGAGAACACCAUCUUUAACCCCAGGAGUCCUGAGGAGGAGAGCGGUGAGGAGGAGAUGGACACAUCAGAACCCAACUGGCACUGGUUCUACCUGGCAGAGUGUGGAGUGUGGCAUAUGUUUGAAAUUGAUCCCAGUGCAGGAUGCUCGGUGACCAGUGAUCAGAUCGAGCAGAACUACAGUAGAAACCAGCACGGCUCUAUGGAUUUCUACACUCCUAAAUAUACGUACAGAUUAGACUUUUCAGUUAUGAAGCAAAUCAACGUCACAACUGGAAAACAGAGACCAAUAAAAAGAGCCCUACAGUCUGCCACUGGAUUUAGAUUCAUCUGUGAUAACCUGGCCCUCCCAGUCCCCUGCCACUGGGAACGAGUUAACACAGACGAGCCAUAUCAGCUCAUCCCUCUGUGCAGAGACACAUACGAGUAUAAGGAGGUGGCACGGCUGUAUGAGAGGACCAUGAGUCAGCCAAUCAGAUCCAUCCAGAGAAUACAGAACCUGGACCUAUGGGAGUUUUUCUGCAGGAAAAAGGCUCAGCUGAGGAAGAUCAAGCGUGUAAUAGACAUUGAUGAAAGGAUGCUGUUUCAUGGAACAGGACACAGUAACAUCCAGGCCAUAUGCACAUACAACUUCGACUGGAGACUUACUGGAAGCCACGGGGACGUCUAUGGGAAAGGAAGCUAUUUCGCUCGUGACGCCAAGUACUCCAGUAAGUUCUGCCACUCGACCAGCAAGCAUAACUUCACACUGCAGAGACACGGCCUGGCUCCGCCUAUUUUUCAAAGCGAGCCACCUUACAAGUGCAUGUUCCUGGCGCGGGUACUGGUAGGGGAGUUCACAGUGGGUCACCCUCACUUCUGCCGGCCGCCCUCCAAAGACUUGAGCAUCGCCAACUUCUUCGACAGCUGCGUGGACGACAUGGUCAACCCAAAGAUCUUCGUCAUCUUCGACAGCAACCAGAUCUACCCAGAGUACCUUAUCGAAUUUUACUGACGUCAAAGGAGACGGACAAGACCGUUAGUUUCCUAGUUAUAAUAAAUGACAGAAGGUUUAAUGGUUGGCUCCAUUGGACUAAUUCCUAGUUCUGGACUGGGACGCCAUGCGGAGCCCUGGACCUGAACAGCCAUGCCUUUCCUAUGAAACAGUGCCAAAGCAAAGGUGUGUACCGGGAUCGUGGCACGUGCCUUUUAUGAAAAAGGGCAUAAUCAGACAACAGACUGUCAAAUACAGUCUCUCAGACUCGCCUAGUGUGUCCUAGUUUGUCCAGUUCAUGUCUACCACGUUCCUGCCUCCAUUUGUGUAUUUGUUCCAUUUGCACAGUUUUUUUAUGUUUAUUUAUUUAUUUUUUUAGAUUUUAUUUAAUUAUUUCAUUUAUCUACCUCACUGCAAUUCUACCUCAUGUCCAGUAGUCCCACAGAUCACAAGAUUAGCUAGGAUUCCCCAUUACUUCACAGCCUAUUUCAGUAAAAAAAAAAAAAAAAAAAAAA
Molecule: messenger RNA, 1758 nt
Organism: Astyanax mexicanus (Mexican tetra)
Lineage: Eukaryota; Metazoa; Chordata; Actinopteri; Characiformes; Acestrorhamphidae
Product: protein mono-ADP-ribosyltransferase PARP11
Exons: 8
Coding region: 233-1264 (343 amino acids)
Molecular function (GO): NAD+ poly-ADP-ribosyltransferase activity
Source: RefSeq, a predicted model, not a curated record